Caenorhabditis remanei is the source of this 471-nucleotide messenger RNA. RefSeq lists its product as uncharacterized. Lineage: Eukaryota; Metazoa; Nematoda; Chromadorea; Rhabditida; Rhabditidae. The record is from RefSeq and is a predicted model, not a curated record. The coding region runs from base 1 to 471 and encodes 156 amino acids. The transcript has a single exon.
AUGGGACUGGAUGAUUGGAAUAUAGACAAGUUCGUCGAUGAAGCCGCUAGACGUAUCGCAGAAGGAAUGGUGAAAGCUAUGGAAAAGGCGUGUCGUGAAAACCCCCGAUUUCGCGAGCAAGUCCUACAACACGAACGGAUGAGAAUAGCUGAACUAAGAGAGCAAGUCAAGGAUAAUGUGAGUGAGCAGAUAGAAGAAUGGGUUGAAAAGCGGGCAAAGGCAGAACAGAAAAGAAAGCAGAAGCUGAAACAACGCAAACAACAACGGAAAGAUCGUAAGAAGAAAACUAAGAGACAUAGACGCAGGACAUGGAUAAUUUUCCGAGAGUUCGUUAUGGUAUUUCCCUGUCAAAUGGUAGCUCUUGAACUGUUGGGGAUCAAGUUUAAGAGUUACGAAGAUGCUAAUUUAUCUCCAAUCAUCCUCGAAGAAGCAUUUGUUCCAAGAAAUAAGAAAAAGAAAAAGUUGAAUUAG